CCUUUUGAUAUUGAAGCUUACAAAAGGCAGUCUGAAAAGAAGGUAUAUCUCCAUUAGCAAAAUGUACCACAGCCAUGCGAAUGUUAGCAUAUGGUGUGGCGGCCGAUGCGGUCGAUGAAUACAUCAAAAUAGGAGGUACUACAGCAUCGGAGUGCUUACGUAGAUUCUGUAAAGGAAUCAUACAUUUGUAUGAGCCAGUGUACCUCAGAGCCCCAACUCAAGAUGACCUGCAAAGAAUACUGCGUGUUAGUGAAAUGCGGGGGUUCCCGGGGAUGAUUGGCAGUAUUGAUUGCAUGCACUGGGAAUGGAAAAAUUGUCCUACAGCAUGGGAAGGUCAAUUUACCCGGGGAGAUAAGGGAACCACCACUGUUAUUCUUGAAGCAGUUGCAACUUAUGAUUUAUGGAUUUGGCAUGCCUUUUUUGGAUGUCCGGGCACAUUGAACGAUAUAAAUGUUUUAGAUCGUUCACCUGUGUUCGAUGAUGUUGAACAGGGAAAUACUCCAAAAGUGAACUUCUUUGUGAAUCAACGACCGUAUAAUAUGGCAUACUAUCUUGCUGAUGGUAUCUACCCUUCUUAUCCAACUUUCGUCAAAUCAAUUAGACUUCCUCAAAGUGAACCAGAUAAGUUAUUUGCAAAAUAUCAGGAGGGAUGUCGGAAGGACAUCGAACGUGCAUUUGGGGUGUUGCAGGCUCGAUUUAAAAUCAUCCGCGAACCAGCCCGUUUGUGGGACAUAAACGAUUUGGCUCUCAUCAUGAGGUCAUGUAUCAUAUUAAAUAAUAUGAUUGUUGAGGAUGAACGAGAUAUAUAUGCUCAAAAUUGGACAGAUUAUGAUCAAUCUGAGGCAAGUGAGUCUAGUACACCGGAGUCAUUCUCGACCGAGGUGCUACCUGCAUUUGCGAAUCACGUGCGUGCUAGAUCUGUGAUGCGUGAUUCAAAUGUACAUCACGAAUUGCAAGCAGAUCUAGUCAAACACAUAUGGGAAAAGUUCGGAAUAUUUCAUGAUUAAAUAAAUUGUUUGUGAGCCGAGUCUAUUGUACUAAUUAAAUUAUGUGUGUUUCAUUUUUUGUGUGUUUCUUUUUUAGUGUGUUGUG
Molecule: messenger RNA, 1092 nt
Organism: Vicia villosa (hairy vetch)
Lineage: Eukaryota; Viridiplantae; Streptophyta; Magnoliopsida; Fabales; Fabaceae
Exons: 1
Coding region: 75-1007 (310 amino acids)
Source: RefSeq, a predicted model, not a curated record